This is a messenger RNA of Silurus meridionalis, 1581 nucleotides long. RefSeq names its product trans-L-3-hydroxyproline dehydratase. Gene Ontology annotation, molecular function: hydro-lyase activity. The transcript has 6 exons. The record is from RefSeq and is a predicted model, not a curated record. Lineage: Eukaryota; Metazoa; Chordata; Actinopteri; Siluriformes; Siluridae. Bases 157 to 1194 code for a protein of 345 amino acids.
GGCACUUUUGUAGAAAGUAUGUCGCUAUUUGGGAUACAGCCCAUGGAAACCGUAGAUAUGUAUGUAUUUACGGUGGUACUCAGUUUUCAAGUUUAAAACCAGGCAGAAGUUUGAAUUAACUUUCCAAGUGAAGUAUUUAAUCCUUCAGCGGAUUAAAUGGAUUUUCCAAAACUGCCUCCUCAUGAUGGCCCUGUUCUGUCUGUGGUUGACAUGCACACCGGAGGAGAACCUUUGCGCAUCAUCAUAAGCGGGUAUCCCACUGUGCUAGGUGACACUGUGCUUGCCAAGCGCCGGUAUGUACGUGACCACCUCGAUCAUCUUCGCAAACUGCUAAUGUUUGAGCCCCGUGGCCACUAUGACAUGUACGGAGCCUUAUUAGUUGAAAGCGAGAUACCAGAAGCGGAUUUGGGGGUUCUGUUUAUGCACAAUGAGGGUUACAGCACAAUGUGUGGCCAUGCUGUCAUUGCUCUGGGCCGUUUUGCUAUAGACUAUGGUUUGGUAAAGACUCCGACUUCUCCCGAGACCCAAAUCAACAUCCACUGUCCUUGUGGCCUGGUGAAGGCUUUUGUGGAGUAUAGCAACGGCAAAACAGGAGCAGUGAAGUUCCACAGCGUCCCAGCUUUUGCUUUCGUCACAGAUGUGAAAAUCACUGUCCCAGGAUAUGGUGAAAUCACAGUGGACAUAAGCUAUGGUGGAGCUCUCUAUGCUUUUGUGAAUGCAGAAAUAUUUGGACUGGAUGUCAAUAAGUCUCAAACCAGAGACUUGGUGGAUGCAGCCACUGCUGUAACUAAUGCAGUCAAAGCUCAGGUGAAGCUCUAUCAUCCUGUUAGUGAAGAUCUGGCUUUUCUUUAUGGCACCAUCCUUACAGAUGGUAAAGAGGAUUUCUCUGAUGAGCCUACAGCCAAUGUGUGUGUGUUUGCUGAUGCCCAGGUGGACAGGAGCCCUACUGGCUCUGGUGUGACUGCUCGCAUUGCCCUGCAGUACCACAAAGGUCUAAUAGGGCUACACAAGACCCGAAGCUUCAAGAGUGGAACAACAGGAACUAUUUUUACUGGGAAGGCAAUACAGGAGACCAAGUGUGGGGAGUUCAGUGCAGUGGUGGUGGAAGUAGCCGGUCAUGCUUACUACAGUGGUAUCACCAGUUUCACUCUGGAGAAUGAGGAUACCCUGAAAAAUGGCUUCCUCCUCCGAUGAGUCUGCAUAAAUGCUGAAGAAGAGAACUAACAAGCUAGAACAAGGACAAUAAUUACUGUCCUUUUGAUUUCAAUACUUUCUGAUAUUAUAUUUUGUAACAAUUAAAUCAAGUGCACAAGGUGGACAGAACAAGGCAUACACACACACAUAUAUACAUAUAUAUAUAUAUAUAUAUAUAUAUAUAUAUAUAUAUAUAUAUAUAUAUAUAUAUAUAUAUAUAUAUAUAUAUAAAAUAUAUAUAUCCUUCAUGCCAGAGGAAAUUGUACUUAUUUUUGUUUGUUUUUACUGAAUUGAAAGAUAAAACAAGAACCUGGUGAUUUUUGUCUGCUUUAACGUAAGUGUUAUUAGCUGAAAGAGAAAUAAAGCAUUAUCAGCAUGCGCAUUACA